This is a messenger RNA of Apiotrichum porosum, 684 nucleotides long. RefSeq lists its product as uncharacterized. Bases 1 to 684 code for a protein of 227 amino acids. The record is from RefSeq and is a predicted model, not a curated record. Lineage: Eukaryota; Fungi; Basidiomycota; Tremellomycetes; Trichosporonales; Trichosporonaceae. The transcript has 4 exons.
AUGAGUGCCAUUGCUAUGAGCGCCGCAAAGAAGUACGCCGGCACCCAGGCGAAGAAGUACGAGCCGACAGACCCGUACUACGAGUUUAUUGUCGAUGCAAAGGGCAAGCGCAAGCGCGUCAAGCGCGAUGUCCCUCCGGGCCUCACCAAGCGGGACGAAAAGGCCCUCCGCAAGAUCCGCAAGCGCGCGCACUACCUCGACAAGGGCAUGAACCUGUGCGGAUUCCGUGUGGGAUGGACGUUCUGGAUCGGCAUUGUCCCCGGUCUCGGCGAUGUCACGGACGUCAUCCUCAACUACACGCUCGUGGUGCGGCCCGCCACCAAGCUCGACCUGCCCGGUUCCGUCACCGCGCAGAUGUUCUUCAACAAUGCCGUGUCGGCCGGCGUGGGCCUCGUCCCGCUCGUGGGCGACGUUGCGCUGGCGGCAUGGAAGGCCAACUGGCGCAACGCCCACAUCCUCGAAGAGUACCUCCGCCACCGCGGGGCGGAGAACCUGGCAAAGGGCGAGCAGAGCGGCUUGACCGAGCUGUCCGACCCGGAACAGGCCCAGCUGGCUGCUGACCUCAUUGGCGCGGCUGGCGAGGAGGUGCCCAUGCACGAGGCGGCGGCAGGGCUCCAGCAGCCGCUGCAGGCGCCGGCGCCCGAGGCGAAGAAGAAGGGCAAGUUCUGGAGCAAGAAGAACUAG